Messenger RNA from Pocillopora meandrina, 13946 nucleotides. Lineage: Eukaryota; Metazoa; Cnidaria; Anthozoa; Scleractinia; Pocilloporidae. The record is from the annotation of a GenBank genome assembly.
GAGCAGAGACGUUAGAUUGUCAGCGAUCUGUAUUUGGAAUUUCGUUUGUUCACUGCAGGAUUUGUUCACACUGCUGAGAGGUUAGAAUUACGUUCCAUAUAGAUAAGAAUUUAGCUUACUUGUAAAGUGUAGCCUCGCCAGAUUUCUGCAACGCGAGCAAAGAUAAUUCUGCCAAGAACUCACACUCUCCGCUCGAUCGAACUGAAGUCAUUUCCCCUGAAGUGCUUCUGCCGCCAUCUCUGUCAGUUCACACAAACUUUCUGAUAUCUCCAGUAUUCACUGGUUUCCCUUUGUAUUUUGAGUGUGUGGGUUUCUGAUCUAUUAUAAUUUCAACUUUAGCGACACUCGUCAAAUGCAAAGCACGAAGACAUAACGAUUUUGAUAAAGUAAAACGAAGGCGCCUUCAGUCAGCCUUCUGAAUGAGACGAGUUAAAGUUACACACUCUCAACAACAGGGAAAAGGAAAGCAGUGAUUGUCAGUUAAGAUGGCCUUAACGGGAAGUUUUGAUCGAAGAUUCUCUCAGGAAUGGAAAGAAUAAAGGGACAAACUGUUUCUGAUCGUCUUGAAGACAAUCAGCUCUGAUCAUUAAUCCUUCUGUCUGGUAGUUGUUCAGUUUUCAGUUUUUCGCGUUAAGCAAUGGAAGUGUUUGAACUUAUGACAAAAUACUCGCUUAAUUCCAUAGAGUGUACUUGAUUUCAUCUGACAGAAGUUAGAAACGAACUCAAAAUCUCUUGAAUCUGUAAAGAAACCAAAUUGAUGCUUGAUUGCUUUGAUCUAAAUGCAGGUAUGUCAGGUAUUUGAUAAAAUAAAUUAAACUUGCUCGCUGUCUGCUUCAUUGAUUGACAAGAGGGUCCUGUAUACUCUUUAUGUGAAACACGACUGGGCUAUUUUUUUUCCUCGUAAAUCGUGAAUUGAAUUGGUUUUCCUUUUCUUGAAUCGUGAUUAAAAAUAAUAAGAUCUUUUUAGGUCCUCGUGAAGUAAUAUUUUUUAUUUAAACGUGACCUGUGAAUGAAGAACUGAUUUAAACGUGAUUCGUGAACCAUUUUGUUUUGCGCGAUGAAUUCCCAGCUUUUUGGUGGUUUUAAAAAUGUAUUAUUCUCGAACAGUAGUGGUUAAGUUUUGACCAGGGUUGUGACAGGACAUGAACUUUACAUGGAUUAAUAGAAGUCAUAAAACAGACCUCUAAUGGUCCUUGAACAAAUAAUAUAAGACAUUCUGUCAUCAUUUGUCACUUAAGACUGUUCAAGACUAGGAAAAUUGAAAAUUUAGUUGGGGAAUUUAGUCUCUUACUUUCAUGUGAAAUGUCUCAAAUGUGUGAAUGUGAAAAAACUUUGAUAUUAUUCGUGAUGUGUGAAAAGGCCAAAUAUUUCUAUGUGACUGAGUUUUACAAAGGGGUAUAAGUCCGAACCUCUGACAAUGAAAAGAUACAAGUCAAAUUCUUAGAGAACUUUAAACUCAGUUCUUUGUGAUUCAUUAACAAUCUUUCUCAUUAAUAUGUAUAAGUACCACAUCACCAAAAAAUUUCAAUUCCAGUAUUAAAUGGCCAGUUCUCUCUUGGUUGCAAAAAGAACAAAAACUUUCCUGUACAUAUUCAAUAAUUUUGAUCAUUAUCCAUAAGAUUUACUAUGAAAAAGCUGAUUGGUCAAAAGCAUUCAAUCAAUAUACAAUAGUGUGUGAAGUUGACAUGAUAAAAUGCAAUAUCUGAGGCUUAUACUGCAUUUAUCUUCUCGAGAUCAAUGUCUGCCUAGUUUCCAAGACCUUAAAGUUUAGUGUUCUCAAACUUUUGAAAACCAAGAGAGAUGCUCAAAAUAGCUGAAUGCCUCUAAAAAGUUUAUAAUGAAACAAUUAUUUAAUCCAGUUUUUGAUAUCAUGCUCAACCUCAUUCAAUAAUCACUUAUUACUCUGGCAUCAAGACCAUGGAUAGACCAUAGUCACCCAUGUUUCUGCUAUGGUUGUUCACAAGACUUCCUGUUGUCCAAUUCUGUUUUUAAUAAUACACUUGAUUAACAAAUCAGACGACUGUUAUCAAUUAAUCACAAUAUAAUAAAAUCUGAGAAAGAAACUAUAGACAUCCAUUAUACAUUUUCAUAAAAAACAACAACAACAACAAUUAACUUGGCAAAAUGCAGGACAACAGUGUGCACACAUCACACAUUCUGUCCCCUUCCACAGGCAUGACAUGAUAAUUGUCCCUUUAAUGGUCCUCUAACACGGCCCAAUUACAAGCAUGACACAUACACUGUACCAUAGGUGCUCAAAUUGGGCUGGAGAUAAUGUCAUGUCAUGUUCAAGAAUUUUGUUAUAGUUUUGAUUAACAGAUGAAAGUUAUAUUUUCAGAUGAAAGUUUUUCCUCCUCAACAUUUUUUAAUUCUGAUAUUUGCAAAUUAUUGAGCCCUGAUAAGGAAGUUUGGAGAAUUUGGUAUUGGAUCAACUAAUAAUCCUCUAACUGAUAUUUUCCUUUGUUCAUAUCACUUACAAUAUCUGCUUGAUGUUGUGUUAAUAUUUUGUAAGGAGAAUUCCUGUAUUGGUCACUCAUGCAAGGUGAAGGGUUGAAUAAAUAUGUUAUACAUGAGUUUUGAUGUUGGUUAAUGAUUGCAGUUGUAAAAUUUUUAACUUGAAUUCAUUUUGCUGAAAAUUAAAUAUUCAAGAAGCCAGGCACAAUUUUUAAAGUUUUGGAGACAGUCCCUGAUAGAUUUGUUAAUUAAUGAAUGAUCUUAAUUUAUUUUAAAGUCAACUCUCUGCUAAUGGACACUCUCGUAAGUGGCCAGUUCUAAGUAUGGACACUUUUUUCAAUUCCUCAUUUUUCUGCUUAGUACCAAGUGAGUUCUUUAUCACUAUCCUCAGUUAAUUGAUAUAUACUUUUUCUUUUCACAUUCCCUUCUUAGUUAAGCUUUUAUUUAUAAACAUGAAUAAGAAAUUAAAACCAGUUUUCUCUACUCUUUGUUAUUUUUUUAUUUCAUCAACAACAUUCAAUACAUAACAUAAUGAGUACAGCAACUAUGGGUGAUUUGGAUGAUAUUUCAUGCAAAACAUGUCUUCAAUUGAAAAUUGUAAUCUUAAAACCAUCAUGCUGCUAGACAAACUCUGUAAAAAAAAAAAGCAAACAAAACAAAGAGCUCUCAUUCUGAUUAUUUUUGUAUCAAAACAGUGAAUAUGUCAGUGAGAAGGACUUAUCCAAUCAGUCUUUAUUAAAUGACUAGGAUCAUAUUCUGAUGGAUUCACUCUGUUAAUUGCAAGUAAAAAUAGCUUACAGAGGAUAAAAUCAAACAACAGGUCUGAAAAUUAGCAACUUGGUCUGAUAUCAACAGCUUAGAAAUCAUUCAUGCUUUGGUUUAUUUACAACUGUCUUAGGUUAUCACAUGAAAACAAAACCAACCAUAGAUUUGCCCUAAUUAUUUCUUUCCUGUUGGAUAUUAAUUUUGAAAUGGAAGUAGCAAUUCGUAUGUUUUUGGAAAAACAGCUUGGAAAACUCAGUGUAUUUAAAUUCAAAUAUCUUUCUUGUUCAUAAUUGCCUUUUUGUUAACAUUUAUAACUCAGGCAAUUGUUGAUGAACACAAAAAUUAUACAAUUAGAUUUAAGUUGAAAUGUUUCUAAUGAAAAUAAAUAACUCAAGACCCUUUACGCAUAAGCAUCCGGUCCUUUACUCAAAAUGUUUAAAAGAACACUGAAGGGUGGAUGGUUUCCAAAGAUAAUGUAUUACGAGGAAUAAAUCAUUACCUUGGUUCAGUAGAUGUUAAAUUAUAAACCUCAUUCUUGCCAAUUUUUGGUUCGAUUGUUAUUAUAAAUGCCACAAGAAAGUUAGUUCAAGUUACUCACCUUUAAUGACAACUUGUUUUUUUCGUUCUGACAGUUACAUUUCUAAGACAUGGAUUCCCAUAUUUCUAAAGAAAAGCUGAGAAGUAAGAUUGUAACAGAUUAUUGCGGAAGAAAGAAAUUAAAACUGUCACGGUUGGAAUUGCUUGAAUUGCCUGAAGCGGUGCAGGAAUUAACUGAGUUGGACGAACUUGACCUGUCACGGAAUAAACUUAAAACAAUACCUGAAAAUGUUGGAAAACUAAAUAAUAUUACGGUACUUAAUGUAAGCGAAAACCAGCUGUCCAUAUUCCCUGCAAGUUUGACACAGCUGAAGAAACUCAAAGUGCUGAACAUCUCACGUAACAAACUAACCACCAUCUCUGAUGCUAUUGGUGAGAUGGUGGCACUGAGGGGACUGGAUCUGAGUUACAACCAGUUGACUGUGUUGAGUCCAGCUAUGACACAGCUGAAGAAACUCGUAGUGCUGAACAUCUCACAUAACAAACUAACCACCAUCUCUGAUGCUAUUGGUGAGAUGGUGGCACUGGAGGGACUGGGUCUGAGUUACAACCAGUUGACUGUGUUAAAUCCAGCCAUAAAUCAGCUGAAGAAACUCAAAUCGUUGUUUGUAAAUGGGAAUCCUUUUACAGUUGAAGGAAUGAGAAGUGUUGCGGAGCUAGAAGAUAAAGGAAUAAUUGACCGAGUAUAUUCAGAUCUCCAAGGUGAGUAAAGGAAAUUUCUGUUCACAUUAUUGUUGUGACGUGUGCAUUUACUAAAUUGGUUCUAAUGAUUGACUUGCAAGUGGUUAUUCUGCUUGUUACUGAUUAUUACAGGUAGCUGGCGAUAGGUAAACUGUAAAUACUGUCAGUUUUUGUGUGGUUUAACAAAGUUGGCAUCACUUGAGAAAUACAUGACAUUUGUAACGGAAGUUUAUGUUCUAUAUUGGAAAGCUUUAUUUUAACAAUUUGGCUGACAUUGAAAUUUAAGUUCAUCAAUAAGGAAAUAUGAUUUGAUGUGGAAUCAAGAGAGUAAAUGUUAUUACAAAUCAUUCUAUGCAGUUAGGUAUUAUUGUUUUGAGUUUUGCUUUCUAUUUGACUGGAAUAAAGAAAGGAUAAAAUGUAUCCCAAGUCAUUUCAUUGAUAGAAAUUGUUGUUUUAUUUUUGCUUUCUAUUUGAUUCAAUGAAAGUGUUCAAAAAUUGAAUAACUUGUAGCUUGUGAAACAAAAUUUAUAAACUAAUACAAUUUGUGAAUUAAGUUACAGGAAUAGAACUUGAAUUUGUUUUAAGCAUGACUAAAUUCUGAUUGUUAUUUCCAUAUCACUGGUGAUUUUUGUGCAAUGUUUUUUACACUUGUAGUUGUUACCUUUUGGAUAUAAGCACUUUUUCUUUCUCUUUUACCAACAAUUAAUUGGUUAUUGACUCCUCACUACUUAGAAGAACUGAUUUAAGUCAUUGCCUCUCUCUUUUGUGUGAUCAGUCACAAGUGGUUCUAAUUCUUAAUGUUAUAAAACAUUGAGUCAGUUUAGUUUUGGUGUGCAUGUUCACCAAACUCAUCACUACAUUUUAUGCCAGGAGAAUUAUUUUGAUUGACUGUGUAAUUUUUAUGUGAGAGUGGAAUAAAAUAAAAUGUGUUUUCCAAACUCACUAAUGCAUUAAUAUCAGAAAAAAAAAUUUGUGAUGGUUUAGUUUUUAUAUACCAGCCUUUAACUCAAACAUUAUUCAUGUUGGAUAUUUAUAGUAGUUGAUUUGUAAACUUUUAACUUUGCUUUUUUUUCAAUUAUUUUGUACAAAUUUUCAGUGCAGAAAUUUCUUUUUUCUUUGUGUUGUGAAAACUCUCUAAUAAGACCAAAUAGCAGAUCAAUGCAAAGUACAGCUGGCUUAUGAAAGGGCUUUGAAAGAUGGAUAUGUCACAGUUUACCGCAGUAGAAUAUUACUCAUUGGUCAGGAUCGAGCUGGUAAAACCAGUUUAAAGAAGAGUCUCCUAGGCCUUCCAUUUGACUCUGAAGAACAAAGCACUGAGGGGAUUGAAGUAGAUCCUUCAAAGUGUGAAAUUGAUGUUGACCAAGCUGCAAGGAACUGGCAGUCCAUUGGUGAGAUUAAACCAGGACUGUUGGAAUGUUCUAAAGAUGUGGCAAAGACUGUUGUGGAGAAAAUUUUUAUACAAGAUGAAACUUCAGAAGAAGAUUUGGAGAAAGAUUCAGUCCACAUUUCAUCUCCAGAUUUUGAACAGGGAUCUUUUGAUGGUUACAAAUAUGGCAGAAAAAAGGUGAUGUCAGAAUUCUAAAAACAUUCUUUACAAGUAUGUUUAAGGCAGCUUUUUAAUGACAGUAUAGUUUAAAAUGCUUAAUGUCAAAUAAAGAUUAUGUAAACCUUAAAGUGAAGCAAAAAUUAUAAUUGUUUUAUUAUUUUUUUAAAUUGAUUUUUUUUACUUCGCAAUGGUCUUAGCCAAAAAGCGGGGUACUGCUCAUAGUCUAAACAAUAAUUUCCCUCCCAGUGUAGUACUUUCAUUUUAUUUAAUUUACAUCAAACUUUGGCAUAAUUAUUUCAGAAGUGUAAUUAGUUUGCUGGCUAAACUGAAUCACUGUGGUACUUAACUCUUUCACUCCCGGAUCAAAUUUGCCAUUCUCCUUACUAUAAACCACACAAUUUGCAUAACAGUAGUUCAGAGAAUUUAGUAUUGGAUCAAAUUAUUAUCCCCAAAUUGUUAUUCUUGUAUAUUCUCAUCACGUAUCUGGUUGAUAUUGUAUUGAUAUUGUAAGGAGAAAUUCUGUCUUGGUCACUCAUGGGAGUUAAAGGGUUAAAGUAAUUAAUUUCACCUUCUUUGAUACUUUACUCAGGUUGAGGAUAAAGGAGAUAACCUGUCAGUAGAUGCUACUCACAAUAUUAGCAUUGAACACUCAAUAGACUGCACCUCAGAUGAGCCCACGGUAAUUAUUGAUGUUGCUCAACCCCCUGAUACUGUGAAGCAUGUUCAUCAGUGGUUGGAGUAUCUCCAAAGCAAAGACACAAAAAGUGGUUCAUUCAAAGAAGAAUCCUACAUUAUGGACAUCUGGGACUUUGCAGGGCAGCACCUGUACUAUGCCAGCCAUCCUAUCUUCUUAUCACAGCGCGCACUAUACAUACUGGUGCACAAUCUCAGCAAGUCUUUGGAUGCUGCAGCUGAGCCCUGCAUGAGACAAGGGAGUAAUGAUGUGAAGUUGGAAAACCCUAACAACGAAACAAACAUGGAGAAUUUGCUGUCAUGGCUGGCUACAGUACAUGGUGUUGCCCUAGCAACUGAUGACCCACAUGAUGAUGCACAACAUAGACUUCCCUACCUCCGCCCCCCAGUGUUUAUUGUUGGAACACAUGCUGAUAAACCAGUUGAAGACAUAGCAGUAAUAAAGAAACAAAUACAGGAGAGAAUUUCUGGUAUGGAAUAUGAGAGGCAUGUGGUCAGACCCUUAUUCUGCAUUGACAACACUCAGAGACCAAACUUGACUGAGAAAUCUAAAAGGAAGAUUCAAAAGCAGAGAGGAAAACAUAAAAGAGGUAAUAAUAAUAUUUUAUGUCUUAAAUUGUAUCCUUCACCAUGUGUUACUUGCAGUAAUUGAUGGUUUUAUAAUUGCUUACUAGCUUGUCUUUGCAUCAAUUCCGAGAGCACUUAAGUUGUGGCCAGUUUAUUUUUUUCAAUCAAAGGCCCAUCAAAGGCCCAUUUAGUAGACGCUGGCAAACAUUGAGCAUUAAGAACAAUUAUUAUCUGUCUCUCACAUUUACAUGUCAUCCAUCAGUGGUGUUGUGUGUCAUUAUAAUUUUAAAAGGUUGGUAGACACACAGAUUGUUUAAGUUGGAGUUGUAAGGGAAGGAUACUGCCCUGGUUAAAUGAGUUCAGGCUAAUAGUGGAAGCUAGUUAUAGUUGUGUUUUUUGUUGCUUUUAUGGGCUGCAUUCUUCUCUUUAUGUACUAGCAUCACCGUACUGGGGUCUAUAAAUUGUUGCUGACAGAUCCAUUGAUUUGAGAGUUUGAAAUAAGGAACAGAAGAUGAUUUGGGGAGUUGGAGAAUUAUCAUCUUAGCUAUGUUGUCAGCUAUGAAACAUCUGCAAUCACACAUGUAUGGUUAAACUAUUCUCAUUGUAAGCACAAAUUUCUGUGUCACAUUGUGCUUUUAAUUCAUUUCCUAAAUAUAUUUAGCUGAGGAAGAAGGAAAAGCUGAUGGAAUAAAAGAAUUGCAGAACAAAAUCCUGGAGGUGUUGAGGCAGGAGCCUUAUAUGGGGGAGAAAAUACCCAUCAGGUAAAGGAAAGUAAUAGUUAUCUGAGAAACCUCAUUUCAUGGACUUUGGGAUCAAUGUUUUGCAUGUAUUCAAACAGUCAUCAACAGUUCUUCAAAGAGCAGUCAGUGUUUUUAUCAUAACUGUAUAUGCACAUACAUGUAUCUAAAGACAAAAAUAUUUUACCUCUACUAGUUUGAAGUUCAUUAAAAUACGUUAAACAUGCGACGGUUCUAAUACACAGUAUACACAAUUUACAUAUAUUCUUAACCGUCUAGUCAUAUAAGUGCAAACAAACAAAACUCUUAUUAAUUUGUGACAUUGUGACAAUAUUGUGCUUUUAAAAAGGUGUGGAUGUCUGAUGGAUAUUUGAGAAGGCACAGCUCUUUGAAUUGAGAUUGUUUAUGUGAAAAAUAUAACCAUAUUAGAAUUUUCCUAAAGUUUGGAGAAAGCUAGAGCAAGGAAAUGGAUGAGUUAACACUGGAAGACUGCAAAUAAGUACAUGACUGACUGAAGUUAAGAUCCAAUUUUAAACCCUAAAACAUUUUAAUUAUUCUGUUGCCUUCCAGAUGGUUUUUGUUUGAAAAGGUGAUUGAAGCUUUGGUGGCCAAACAGAUUUAUCACAGAAAUCUGCGACAACUUGAGCAUUAUGCAAGGAAAGAUUGUUUCAUGAAAGAUGCAAAAGAGUUUGAGUCCAUGAUCAGUUUUUACCAUGGUCUGGGUAUGAUAAUCAAGCAUCGAAGUACAGUUGUACUGAAGGCUCAGUGGUUGAUUGAUCUGUUCAAACAACUGAUAACCAUUCCACCUUUCAAUAAACAGGUAAGAAAAAAAGUUCAUUUUAGAAAGGCCUUACUUGGAAAAUGUUUAACAAUUUAAGUGAACAGAAAAUGAGAAUGAUACUUUUGUUUAAUAUAUUGGUAACUUAUGCAACAGCUGUGACUCUUUGAUCUCCCAAGUUAUUUCAUGUACCUUUUGCAGCUUUUCAGGUCAUAGAUUGAUUUAGCCUUUUUCCUUUACAAGAGACUUGCAUUGGCUUGCUACCGCUCACAAUAAUUGUAUUUACGCAAUUUUUUUUCACUUGCACUAAAUAGCUUUUGUGGUGGUGAAUAACAACUAAUAAUCAUCUCUGAGCAGCCAAAGAUACAAAAUUGUCCAUUGAGAGUGUAAUUUCUUACCAUUUCGGUACAUUGAUUGAAAUAAAAGUUUUCUAGUUCUUUUACAUACGCAUGGGAAACAUUCAGGAGAAACAUUUGGUGGAUUUCUCUUAUCUGGAAUUUUUGUUAUUUAUGUAUUUUGUAGAAUGCUCGAUAUGCUAAGUACUGGCGGGAACUUGAAGGAAGUGGCAUCCUUAGCAUGGAACAUGUUGAUCAUGUAUUUUCCAGCUUUAUUGGACAAAGAAACAUCAAGGGAGACAUUUUAGACAUGAUGGAGCAAUUUGGCUUGAUCGCUAAGUUCUCAGCUUCCCCAACCGAUGAGAAGUACUUUGUACCAGCUCAGUUGAAGUCAUCACCUGUAGAACUCAGUAAGAUGGAACCAUCAUCAACUGAUCCAUGUCCAUUGUAUCUCCUCUUUGUCCAUGGCUUUGUCCCUCAUGGUCUCUUCUUGCAGCUUGUCUCGCGAUCCAUUCGUUGGUGUUCAAAGACAUGGGCCAUACAUCAACCUCGCCUGUACCAAAAUGGAGCAUGGUUCAUCAUUGGGAAAGAUAUUCAUGAUUUUGUCCUCAUAUGCAAAACAGGAUUUGUGAAAGUAAUCUUGAGACAAAGAAAGGCACAAAGUCAUCAGGUUGAAGGACAGAACUCCGUCGAACUAGCAACUCUUGUUCGUGAAUUUCUUGAAGACACACUAAAGAAUUUGUCACACGAAAUGCCAUACCUGAGGGGACUGCAGUAUAGGCUGUGUGUUGCAUGUCCUUAUUGUCAUCCAGGGGUAGAAGAAACAGGUCGUGCAUGCUCAGAUCACGUGAAAACCACUUGCGCACACAAGGACUGCUUCCAUCUCAUUGAUGCAAAUGAAGGUCGGCCGGACAUCUGUACGCGAAAACUUUGCAAUAUGAUAGAACCAGUUUGUGGAUUGGAGAAAUGGUUCUUGAAAAGAAGAAGCCAGGUAUAAUUGACUGUAAUGAUCUUUCAAGCAAAGAUUUCUAGCCUCAGUUUCAUCUUAUCUUUGCUCCCCUAAAUAACUUGAUGUUAAUAUCAAUUGGGCUGUUAUCAGUGUUGAGAAAGGGAGCCCUGAUAGAUUGUCUUCAGUUUUAAAUAUGUCAUAGAGUUUCUAACAAGAUAAAAUAUUUUUUUAAUUUUAUCCUUUUUUGUUUUUCCUCGGUAAAGUUUUGAUCAAUAAAAAUUUGUAUAACCACAUCCAAAGUUUUUUUUUUAUUUAAUUAUCAUAAUCUUAUAUGACCUUUUUUCCUUCAGGGUUUGUUCAUGUCAAAUGUAGCUGCUAGGUCACAUGAUGAAGCAAGUGAAAUAAAUUCAAUGAAGUCUGCCACAGCAUUGAAGGUGACUCUCCUGGGAAGUGAGUGGAGUUCGUCAAUGGGUGGCUUGUCCACCAUCAACAGACAGCUUGCCAUUCUGUUGGCCAAACACUCUGACGUGGAUGUUACUCUCCUUGUCCCACAGUUCGCCUGUUCUGAACAAGAGAGGAGAAUUGCUGGAAUUCACAAUGUAUUCCUCAGAGAGGCACAACAACGUCCAGGCUAUGCCGACCCCCUUGACUGGCUGAGUGCCCCACCGAGAGAUCUGGACAUUGACAUAGUACUGGGUCAUGGAGCAAAGCUUGGUAAACAAGCCCAAUUUAUUAGAGAAUCGCACCAGUGCAAGUGGAUACAGGUAGUGCACACUGCACCUGAAGAACUCGCAAUGCACAAAAACUAUUCCAAGGCUAUUUCCAAGGGUCAAGAGAAGAAUUUAACGGAAGUGGCGUUGUGUGAGUUGGCAGAUGCUGUGUUAACAGUUGGACCAAAGCUAACAGAGGCUUUCUCCGUUCAGCUCGGCUCAUGCAAGAGUGAGGACGACAUCCUUCAACUGACUCCUGGAACAUUCCGUGAGUUCUCUGACGUAAAACAAGCCCCUAAGGAGCGUAACAAGUUCAAGGUACUGACGUUUGGCCGUGGUGACUCAGAGGACUUCAGCUUGAAGGGCUACGAUAUCUCUGCUAGAGCCAUAACUGAACUAAAAGACAAGUCUUACUGUCUCAUCUUCGUGGGUGCACCUGACAAUGAACAGGAUGAGGUAGCAGAGGAUUUACUGAAGAGUGGAAUUGAUAAAAGCCAGCUGACCGUCCGAAAAUUCGUGAACAGCAAGGAGAACUUGAAAAAAUUAUUUUAUGAAGUUGAUCUCUGCAUCAUGCCCUCUAGAACAGAGGGGUUUGGUCUGACAGCAUUAGAAGCGUUGUCUGCUGGUCUUCCCAUUCUUGUCAGUGGAAACUCCGGAUUUGGUGAAGCACUGUGCACUUUACCAUCGGGCAAAUCAUUCGUGGUAGAGUCUGAGGACCCUGAGGAGUGGGCAAAGGCAAUUGCUGGUGUCCGACAGAAGGAAAGAUCAGAUCGACUUCGAGAUAUUCGACAACUGAGGAGUUCAUAUGAAGAGAAAUUUAGCUGGGAGAAGCAGUGUGACAGUCUUGUGGAGAAGAUGUGGGACAUAGUUCAUGGUGAGAAUGUUUUCAACAUCCUUAAAAAAGUGUUUUAGGGGGCUACUCGGCCUUCGGUCUCUUAUUAACUGUGGCGGAAAGCACGAACACCUCGUAUAAAAAAGAUGUUAAACAUGAAUAAUAAUUAGUCAUUUUAUCCUCUUGUUUACUGUGUUAUUAAAACAAAAGUUUCUUUUUAUCUUUUUAGCUUCUAAAAGACGAGACACAAGUUUUAGAGCUCGGCAGGUCGAAUUUGUUGAUACGUCGACCAAACAACUAACAGUGGAUUCAUUACUGACUCCAAGUGAGUAAAAUAAUUUUUUUAACAAAUGAUAAUUGAUAUCCGCAAAGAAGUACAGACAGGUUACAAGGAGAUCCAGCAAUUUUCUUUCCCUGACUUUUGACUUCAGGCCAGCUACGCUUUGUAAAAACUUAGUAAGGUAUUUUUUACUUAGAAGACAUGUUUUUACUUAUACCACUACACUCUUCAGUCGCAAACGUAAGACUUAUACAAAGAAAUUCGAUUUUUUUUACUUUCUGAUCCGGACGGACGGCUUAGUUUUAUUUAUUUCGUUGAGUCAUUUGAAGUUUUCAUCCAAUCGGAAACCACCAGAAAUUAUUUGAAACAGGGAGACAUGGGGAGUUGUUCUGCUUUUUCUCAAAACAAAAGCAAAGUUUAAAUACUGUUUCUAUCAAAACAAGUUUAUGUUCUAUUCAUGAUACAGUUGUGUUUCAAAACAAUAUUGAAGUAAUAACAUAUUCAUACGGUAGAGGAAAUACAUCAGUAUAUUUUUGAAGCCCGUACUUUUUUUCCCUGGAUUCCUUUUUCCAGUUACACAGAAAUGUCAGAGUGUAGACCUCGUGUUAAUUUUUCUCCUCGCUCCUUCUCUCUCGAUCAUCAGUGUAUUCAUUCUCGGGCAGAUAUCGAACUUAAAACGUGACUUAAAUGACAGUAAGAGCUUCCUUUUUAAGGCUUAGUUUUUGGACCAAACAGUGGAAGUUUGGUGGUUGAAGCCCUUCUUUUCCUUAUAAAUCUGAGAGUUUCCCUUAGUAAGUUUAGGAUUGUUAUCUUCCAGCAGACGAUUGUUUCGCUUCUUUCAAUCAUGCAGUUAGAUUAAUAAGAACUUUGUUUUUUCUAGGUUCUUUUGACCGAAUCAUCCAGAAGCUGCAGCGGAUGCAACUCGAUGCGAGCCAAAUCAAGAGCAGAACAGAUCUAUCACUGGGGUUGAGGAAUAUUGCAUCAGACAAGGGCUUCAGAAUAUCUGACAAUAAAGGAUUAGGAAAUUGCAUGUUCUAUGCCUUGUCCGAACAACUGGAAAUUGUUAAGGGAAUCAAAAUCCUACAUGGCGAAUUAAGACAAACCUUGGUCCAGUACCUCAGGAAUAACCCAAAACUUGUAAGUUGAUAUUAGUAUGUCUAACAGAGUAUGUUACGCGAUGUUAUUUUAAGAGCAUGACAAAGGUUUAGUGAUAAUACAGGCCACUUGGCAAACACCACGAGAACCUAUCCCAAUGUUCACAGCGUGAAGUGACCACAAGUACUAUUACUCUUCCUGCGUGGACUGAUGGUCUUUUUUUUCAGGAGUUCCUAUACCACCUUGUACCCCUGGUGGAAAAGGGUACAAGGUACCACUUAAUGUGGUGUCUGAAGAAGCAGGCCAUCGCAAUUUUAGUCACUUAAAUUUAAUUUAGCUUCAAGAAAGGUCCAUUUAAACCUGCAUCAGAGAGCAGAAUUCUAGUUAUUCUUUAUAUGAUGGAUAUUUGUUUUCCUGCUGUUUUCAAAGCGUUUUGGAAUAUACACAGACGUUUUGAAAGACGUUUCAAUCAGAAAAUUUGUUACUAUGCAGUAAAUUGCUAAUUAAAGGUCGUCUUGUACCAUUCUGAUAAAAUUACUCCCUGACUCGUACUCCACGCGCUCAAGUGUCUAUCAACAAUUCUUUUAAGUUUCCCUCUUUAACUAAUUCUUCCUACAGCCGGAUGGAACAGAUCUGUUUGACUUUGUCCAUGGACAUCAAACGUGGACUGAGUACCUUGUACACAUGGAACAAGAUGGCGCUUGGGGUGACCACGUGAUUCUGUGUGCUGCAGCUAACUGCUUUAAAACGUGCAUUCAUGUGGUCAGCAGUCUAUCCCAUAGUAAUGAUGUAAUCAUUACGCCACAUUGUCCAGUUGACGAAAGCAAACCUCUUAUGCUGGGACAUGUUCAUGAGGUGCACUAUGUCAGCCUUCGACCCGUACAAGGUACAGCUCAUUACAUUAUUCUAAUUAAAUGUAAUUUCUAA